Ananas comosus (pineapple) is the source of this 962-nucleotide messenger RNA. RefSeq names its product multicystatin-like. The transcript has 4 exons. Lineage: Eukaryota; Viridiplantae; Streptophyta; Magnoliopsida; Poales; Bromeliaceae. The record is from RefSeq and is a predicted model, not a curated record. Bases 91 to 588 code for a protein of 165 amino acids. Gene Ontology annotation, molecular function: cysteine-type endopeptidase inhibitor activity.
UUCAUUUUGUGAUACAGGCAGAAUUCCAAGAACCUGAUACCUGAAGGGCCGCUGCAGAAGAAGUUGAAACUGCAGGAAGAAAGCGAAGAGAUGAGGGAAGAGGGCAAGGAGGAAGAUACCCAAAGUGAAAUAGAGGAAGAGAAAGGGAACGAGAAGGAUCAAAGGGUUUAUGAGCAUACUUCAGAGGAAGAUGAGGUUUACGUUUGGCCGAAUGGUAAUCGCAGUAGGACUCACGAAGAAUGGGCUAGAUAUUACAAACAAAUCAAGGAAAGCGAGGGAUUCGAUGUUGAUCCAUUUCCAGGCACCUGUGAGUUUGGCCUUACGGCGAUCACGGAUUUUGAUGAUGAAAUUCUUAUCAGAUGUACUAAAUUGGCAAUCGAACAUUUUAAUAAGGAAAAUGAUAUGAGUUAUGUGUUUGUAAAAAUAGAGAAGGCAACGUGUAGUGUCGCAGCAGGACUUUGGUACUAUGUUACCUUCCAAGCAGUUGACGGUGAAGCUGAGCCGAAAAUCUUCCAGGCGAAGGUGUUUUAUGGGGUGCAACGUAACAUUAGAGUUGCUCUUUGUAGACUCAAGCCCACUGCGAGUUAGUAGAGGCGGAAUGUCAUGCUCUACACCAGGCCUUCCCCAUUCAGGUGCUGUUUGGUCGUGAAUAAUGGUGGUAAAUUUUUUUUUUUUUUCGAUUGCUGGUUUUUCUUUAUUUUAAGUUCUUAGUUAUUGGUGUUAGUACUUUGGAGGCUUUAACAAGUUAUAUUGUGUCAUUUUAUCUUAUUAUCUUUGCUUUAACAAAUAAAAGAUGCUACUUUUCCUAAAUAUGGGAGUUUGUCGGUGCUCUCGUGAAGAGUCAAAUUUAUCUACUUGUAGGGUUCGGUGUGAGAUACAAAACUUUGCAGUGUAAAACACAUAGCUUAGGCAAAUAUGUUGCCCUUAUAUUCUAAGUGGUAUUGGCUUAUGCUAAUUUCUUA